Cyprinus carpio (common carp) is the source of this 2231-nucleotide messenger RNA. RefSeq names its product signaling lymphocytic activation molecule. The coding region runs from base 352 to 1335 and encodes 327 amino acids. The transcript is spliced from 7 exons. The record is from RefSeq and is a predicted model, not a curated record. NCBI's taxonomy places the organism in Eukaryota, Metazoa, Chordata, Actinopteri, Cypriniformes, Cyprinidae.
GCUCCAGUACUGUACUUUAGCUGAUUUAUAGUACUGUACAUGGUAAUGCUUAACCUUCACUUCCCGCACACUGCAGUGUUGGUGGAUGAAACGCCUGCGCUCUUGCACUUGACCCUAGUGGGCGGGGCAAACAAAUGUAGAGACCAGAAAGCCCCUAAACCUCAAGCGCAACUUUUAGAAGGCGCUUCUUAAAGGUCUCGUCAACAAACAUCGUUGUGUGGUGUUAUUUAUGCAGAUAUGCACAAACCGAGAGAUGCAGAGCAGUCGGUGUGAGGAAGUCUGUCUUUCUCUCUUCUGUUUGGAUGUAUCUGCUGUCACGAAUGCCUCAAUCUGUCGUCUAAACGUCUGGACAUGAACGUCUUUCAAGAGUCCUGCUGCUCCAUCUUAGGAGUUCUCCUGGUUUUCCUUCUUCAAGGGUCAUGUUCUGAUCCAGGGGUUGUGCACAAAGCUGUUGGAGAAUCACUGGAAUUAAUCGCUGAUUAUCCAAAAGAUGGUCUUGAAGUGCAGUGGACAUAUAAUGAGAACGUAUUUGCAGAGUUUGAUAAAUAUAUCAAACCGGUGGGAUCUCAGUCAUUUCUCAAAAGGUUAAAGAUGAAUGAGGACAAUAUUAGUGUAACAGUAGAAGACCUGAAACGCCAGGAUUCUGGAAGCUUCUCUAUGGUUGCAAGAGCAGGCGCUGUUCAACAUAAAACAAAAAUAAUUGAGCUACAUGUUCAUGAGCUCAUCAGAGAUGUCCAGAUUGAGUACAAUGUUUCCAAGCUGCAAUCAGAAAACAUCUGCACGUUUCAUCUUCGGUGUCUGGCGUCCGGUGAUCCCAAUCCCUCCUACAGCUGGAGCGGUCAUCAGAUCCAGACUCAAGGACCUCACCUGAAUAUCAGCCUCCGUCCAGCAGAAAACGCCACACUCACCUGCACAGCCAACAACACCUACAGCGUCAACUACACUACUGAGACUGUAGUCUGCAGAGAGAAAUUGGACUAUUCAAGUGUGUUAUCAGGUUUUCCUCUGAAGUAUUUGCUGAUUGCGGUAGGCGCUGGUAUCGUUGUUGUGGUCAUAUUCGGUGCAACGCUCGCCGUGUGCUGCAGGAGGAGGAGCAAUAAAGGACAAGGAGAAAGUGAAGCUGGCAUUACAGUCUAUGAAGAAGUGAACACUGAUGGCCCUGCGAAGAAACGCUCUGAAAGUGUUGCAAACGGGAUGUCCAUUUAUGAAACGGUAAACGACACAAAACUCUCACAAAACUUGCCUCAAACCCUGUAUGACAAAAUCAACUAUCAGCGUCACCCUGCGGUCAGCACCAGCACCAGCACUUCCUCCCCUUACCAGGAAGUCCUGUGAGUGAGACACAGACAGACGGUUCAUGUUGUAUUGUGCUGUUAUCUCUGGAUUGGGUUAACCAGCCUCCCAUGUAUUGUUGGCUGCAUCGGUUGACUUUUGAACUCUUGCACUCUUGCAUUAAAUGCGCUGUGUAUUAAAUGUAUCAUGUUGAAACACUUUUUUUAUAAACAGGAUAUUUUUUUUUUCUUUUUCCACAAUGCAGCAAUAUUACAUCAUGCACACUAUCAUUAAAAAAGUUUGGGCUCAGUUAAAUUCUCUAAAGUUUUUUAAAUAAGUCUUUUAUUCUCAGCAAGGCUGCAUUUAUUUGAAAAGUAAAAAAUAAUUUAUAAAAAAAAAAAAAAAAAAAAAAAAAAAAAAAAUAUGUUGAAUCCAAACUUUUGAAUGGUAAUGUAUGUAUUUUUCUACACUCUUUUCCAUAUAUGAUAAAUACUCCAAAUGGGUUAGUUUCACUUACUGAUAUGCAUUAAAAUUUAAAGUAAAGCAAUAAUAUUGAGACAAAAGAACCUCCAGAUGUCUGUGUCCAUGGUUCUUUGACAUGACUGUAGUAUUUCAGUAUUGAAGUUUAUAUAUAUAUAUAUAUAUAUAUUUCUUAAUAAGAUCAUACAUAGUUCCGUCACAGUUGUCUAGUGAAUCUGUAACAUAACAAGAAUUAACAUGUAUAGUUCUGCAUGUUUGUAUGGUAUUUUAACACGUUUAGCAUGUUCACAGCUGGAAUAUUGUAACUGAUCCAGUUAAACCCUACUUGUGUCCUCAGUUUGGGAGGAAGAUUCAUAUCAUGUAAUUCUGUCUGUGUAGGAGUAUGUAGCCUUUGCUGUCAGUCAGCUGCUCUCAGAUGUCAGAUUGAUGAUACAAUGUAGAAUGUAGUGUCAGCCAUGUUAAAAAAGUUAACAGCUUGA